Messenger RNA from Etheostoma spectabile (orangethroat darter), 2411 nucleotides. It is a transcript of the gene il13ra2, whose product is annotated as interleukin 13 receptor, alpha 2. Gene Ontology annotation, molecular function: cytokine receptor activity; protein binding. Lineage: Eukaryota; Metazoa; Chordata; Actinopteri; Perciformes; Percidae. The record is from RefSeq and is a predicted model, not a curated record. Gene Ontology annotation, cellular component: external side of plasma membrane. Gene Ontology annotation, biological process: cytokine-mediated signaling pathway.
CGCUCUCUUACAUUCACACUUGGUUAUAAAAAGGGUAAACACAUAGCCUAGUGAUGGCCAGUAAAUCCUGGCUGACUCACCCAGCGACACUGAUGCUGCUCUUUAUGUCCUGGAGGGAGAGCAUGCAUUGCACUGGACUUACAGUGGAUCCUCCUGAGGACCUUGUGAUAUUAGACCCUGGUCAUCUUGGAUACCUUGAGAUUACAUGGAGCCCCCCUGCCAGCUUGAUUAAUAUGACAGAGUGCCCAAUACUGUAUCAGCUGGAGUACUUCAACACAUACAGGGACAGUUGGACUGCUAUCAGGUCAAACAGGAAGACAUACAGUGCCCAGUUUGAUCUGAUGAAAGAUGUUAGAGUGAGAGUGUACACCUUGCUGAGUGGACCCUGCACCAACGGCACAAUGCUUAAGAGCACAAGCUACGCUGAACUGGUCCAAAAACCUCCCGGCACAGGUGUUGAGUGUACCGCGGUUGAGGAUUUUGUCUGUGUGUACCAUAACAUGAAGUAUGUGGAGUGCAAUUGGGGAAGAAACCCAAAGAUGCCGGCCAACUUACAGCAAAAUCUAUAUUUCUGGCACAAGAAGCUAGAACAGGCAGAGGAAUGCCCAAAAUACCUGAUUUUGAACGGCGCCAGGAGUGGCUGCAACUUCACAGAGAACUCUCUCCCUAAGUUCACUGAUAUCAACUUCUGUGUUAAUGCCUCCUCCCCUGAAGGGCCCCUGAAACCAAUAUUCAUCUCCCUGCAAAUCCAAAACCACGUAAAGCCUGACGCCGCAGAGAAGCUGCAUCUGCAAACAGGUCCAGACGCGCAGCUGGAACUGCACUGGGAAGGCCCUGUUGGCAUUCUUUCUGGACAGUGCCUAGAAUGGGAGGUGGAGCACAGUCAAGAGGGACCUGAUGGGAAAAUUUCUUCGCAGCAGAUUUCAGCCAAACAGAUGAGCCUCACUCUGCCCUCCAUCCGUGACAAUGAGAGAAGCUGCGUCAGGGUGCGGUCAAGAUUGAAUAAGUACUGUGCAGAUAAGAGCUUUUGGAGUGAAUGGAGUCGUCCGACCUGCCUGCCAGAAACAAAAGAAGUGGCACUGAAAUCAGAAUGGGACACGGUGCCUGUCUAUGUAUAUAUCGCUGUCGCCAUCAUCGCCAUUCUGGUGCUUUCCCUGUGUGCGGGGACAGUGCUCAAAGUGAAGAGAUCAAGACAACUGAAGAAGCCGGACUCACUCACCACAUUGUUUGCCAGAAAUUGAGUACUUACAUUUGCGGAGGCCUAAAAAGGCCAGAAAGUCUGCACCUUUAUCGCUCUCCAACAGCACCUCUGUCAGAUUUUUAAAAUUGUAGCAUUCCACCUGCCUAAUUUUUCAGGGUUUCUGUUUGAAAAUCACACAAUCACCUUAGAUUGUAACCACUGCUAACACAUUGCUUGUGACAUGACAUAUUACGCUUAUGGCUACAGAGGGUUGUUUACCAACAGGGUAACAUUUACAAACAGUAUUAUACUGCAGUAAGCCAACAUGUUGCAUUGCACUUGCUUUUUUUGAUUUACAUUGUUAUGCAAAUGAUUGAGUGUCCUGUUAACUGAAAAGGUUUUGGCGUAAAGUAUUACCCUUAAUAAUGGUUUUAUGGUCGGUUGUAUACUUUUGCUACAAUUCUUGCCAGCUUAUUGGACUUUGUUUUGUUUUGUGAAAUUGUUUACUCUUUGCCACAACUCUUGCCAAUUAUUUAACAAACAACAAAUAUUGUUAUUGUUGUCUAAAUCCAGUACACAAGGAUAAUACCUGUGAAAUGGUUUUGUGUUAUGUCUUUAUUACACACUUCCAGCCAAUGAAGUUUUUCAUCACCUACAGAAUUUAUGAUGCAACUGAGUGUUAAUAUAAAAAGGUCAAUAGAAAAAUAAAUGAGUUAAAUCAAAUAAAUUAUAAUUCAACAUGACUGCAUAAUGCCUUAACUACACCAGAUAUUACCAAAUUUACCAAUUUUUCAGAUGUUGUCAUUCAUUUUUUAUCUGUAAUGUUAAGACAGACAGAUACCUGACCCGACAUUUCUGUUCCUAAUAACUAAGAAAUACCAGUAAUGAAGAUUUUAUAAACAACAGGUGCUGAAAUGCAGAAAAUGAAUGCAUCACAUGCAACUUCCGUGUUCUCAUAUCCAUUGGGACUGUAUCAAGCUCUUACUAUAGUUCAUUUGUUUAUGGGGUCAAUAAUUUCAGCUAUGGUAUUUCUCAGUGAGAGUUUGAACCUCCACCUCCUUUAAUACUGUAACUGUUAUGCUGCCUUUUAUAGAAAGAUAAUGCAAGAUUGUAUUUCACAGAGUAUAAUGUUUAAUCAGAUUUUUUGAUGUAUUGUGAACUACGUCACCUCAGACUGUUACAAGUGAUAUUUGACAUGUGUUCAUGGGUUGUAGAAAUAAAUAACUAUCCA